CAGAAGAAGACUUUACCAGAUUGCCGCUGACUCACAGACAGACACAAACAUAACAAUGCAGCAGAGAUAUUCCGGUAACCGACGUCCAUCGGGAACUGAUGGCUCCGAUUUCGCAUACCGUAUGGUCGUUGAUAACCGAUAUACAAAAGUUGCCAAGGGGAAAUCCACUCUCUCCAAAAUUCUCAUCAUUCAGACAGUUGUAAUUUUGUUAGGAUUACUUGUUACACUAUCUGCACUAUUGAAUAACGAGCCUCUCGAUACGUUAGCUGCUGUAUUCGCCUCUAUAACUUUCGUUUCGAUCGUAAUCGGAGAGUUAGGUCGAAAACGUAGCAGAGCUAGCCUUUUGAAAUUCUAUAUUGCUGCAUCGUCUAUAGGAGUAGUUGGAUCUAUAUUGGCCGUCGUCCAAAGCAGUAUCCAACUUAAGGUUUUCCAUGAUCCGAGUCUCUUGGAGACAGAAAAAGUAGCUGUGUUGAAGAUUGCUUGUGUUUCUGUCGGAGUGUUUGUGCAAUUAUUUUCUGUUGCUACAACAACUUCUCUCAUUGGGAAUAUGUCUCCUCCAAAAAGAGCUUCUUGACACAAAUGGAACCAUCAAUAGUACUCAUCAUCUCUCUCUUCCUCUGUAUCUUACUAAAGUUUUAUUUUUCUAAUGGCCUCAUAUUUGUUCUUUAAAUCUUAUACAUGUAAUCCUCAUGAAAAAUGACAUCGAGUUAUGAAAAAUCAUUCAUCGUGUUUAGUGGUAUGUUACUGAGUACAUAUGGAAUUUUUUCGAUUUUUGAA
This is a messenger RNA of Erigeron canadensis, 777 nucleotides long. RefSeq lists its product as uncharacterized. Gene Ontology annotation, cellular component: endoplasmic reticulum membrane. The record is from RefSeq and is a predicted model, not a curated record. The transcript has 6 exons. NCBI's taxonomy places the organism in Eukaryota, Viridiplantae, Streptophyta, Magnoliopsida, Asterales, Asteraceae. Bases 56 to 574 code for a protein of 172 amino acids. Gene Ontology annotation, biological process: vesicle-mediated transport; endoplasmic reticulum organization.